AUGUCCGACGACGCCGCGCCAGACACCGGCGCCGCCAAGACCCCGGCGGACUUCCUCAAGUCCAUCCGCGGUAAGCCCGUGGUGGUCAAGUUGAACAGCGGUGUGGACUACAGGGGCAUCCUCGCGUGCCUCGACGGGUACAUGAACAUCGCCAUGGAACAGACGGAGGAGUACGUGAACGGUCAGCUGAAGAACAAGUACGGCGACGCGUUCAUCCGCGGCAACAACGUGCUCUACAUCUCCACGGCGAAGGACAAGUGA
Molecule: messenger RNA, 261 nt
Organism: Micromonas commoda
Lineage: Eukaryota; Viridiplantae; Chlorophyta; Mamiellophyceae; Mamiellales; Mamiellaceae
Exons: 2
Coding region: 1-261 (86 amino acids)
Biological process (GO): mRNA splicing, via spliceosome; maturation of SSU-rRNA
Cellular component (GO): sno(s)RNA-containing ribonucleoprotein complex; nucleolus; P-body
Molecular function (GO): RNA binding
Source: RefSeq, a predicted model, not a curated record